AUGUGCAUAAUCAUAAAUGAGCUGUGCCUGCUGUACCAUUCUUGUCCACUUCUCCUGUCUCGCCAAAACCUAUUUUUUAUUCCCUACUUGUCAAGGUCAACGAGAAUGUCACUGUCGUGCGCAUGUCGACAAUUAAAAGAAUCAAAAGCAGCAUCGCGGCAGACAGAUGAGCACAAAACUAGUUGUAGUAAUCGCGAUUGCCACGAGCACGACGGACCACAGAUAUUAAAUUGUCAAAAGAUGUACUCACUACUUGGUGCCGAUUGUACGUGUCCUGUUAGUGUUCCCCUCCUAGAUCCAUCACGGUUUUUGUGCGCAUAUCCUGGCGGUUCUGCGAACCCGCGCUAGUUUUUCUACAAGGCAGGCCACGCCCCUGCUCUUCUUUUUGCUAUUAGGUUCGGGCCACGCCUCCGAUUCAAGUCACGCAAGUAAAUGCUAGUGCACUUGUAGACAAGUAGGCAACAAAAAAAAACCAUCUACGCCCUUAUUGACAGAUAGUAGGUGCGCCGCGAGCGCGACGCGUGUGCGUCGAUAGGGUCGCGCGCGAGCAUAAUGAUACUAAUAAUAAUAUCAAUAAUUUUGGUGGAGCCGACCUACUUAGAAAAAAGAAAGACCAGAGGAAGAUAGAAAAGCGAAGCGGAC
Amoebophrya sp. A25 is the source of this 642-nucleotide messenger RNA. Lineage: Eukaryota; Dinophyceae; Syndiniales; Amoebophryaceae. The record is from the annotation of a GenBank genome assembly.